AUGUCUUUUCCGACGUCCAUUUAUUCUCUUCAAAUGCUUGCUAUUCCAACGUUGACUGACCCGGGAAAUCCACUCUUUCGACAGUCUGCAUACGAUUGGAUUUCAGUGAGGUACCUUUUUCGAAAAAUUUCUCUAAGUCCAUCGUUAACUCGCACUAUGUUGGACGACGCACAUAAGAUCAAGCUUGAACUACCUUCGAAACUACAGGCAUUCAGUUUUACCUUUGAAACCAAGCGACCAGGGCCUAUGACAGUCGAAAUCACGCUCAGAUGGCCCACCAAGCGGCCCAGAUUACUACAAGUUCCUGAACAUGUCGACCUCAGCGCGACCGAACCCAAAACUCCUGACCGACUUCAAGUCAUGCGCUGGCAAGAGGCCCAGAAAUAUAAAAAGUCUGCAGCUGGAACCAUGGCAAGGAUCGACGCAGAAGAGACCUUCGAUAGUAGCGACACGGAGAAAGAGACUCUGGCAGAGUUCACCCGCUGGUACAAGGCCAAGGGGGCUCAUGAGGUCAUGGGUAUACAGAGCAGGGGAACAGACUCGGGUUUGAGUCGUGGCCUGCAUCAGUAA
Messenger RNA from Suillus subalutaceus, 570 nucleotides. RefSeq lists its product as uncharacterized. Bases 1 to 570 code for a protein of 189 amino acids. The transcript has 4 exons. The record is from RefSeq and is a predicted model, not a curated record. Lineage: Eukaryota; Fungi; Basidiomycota; Agaricomycetes; Boletales; Suillaceae.